Wasmannia auropunctata (little fire ant) is the source of this 7398-nucleotide messenger RNA. RefSeq names its product tripartite motif-containing protein 2-like. Gene Ontology annotation, molecular function: translation repressor activity; protein binding; zinc ion binding. The transcript is spliced from 13 exons. The record is from RefSeq and is a predicted model, not a curated record. NCBI's taxonomy places the organism in Eukaryota, Metazoa, Arthropoda, Insecta, Hymenoptera, Formicidae. Bases 1263 to 3365 code for a protein of 700 amino acids. Gene Ontology annotation, biological process: negative regulation of translation; proteasome-mediated ubiquitin-dependent protein catabolic process; protein polyubiquitination.
UUCCGCGCGCGGAAUAAAGUCGAGGGUGCGGAGAGGCGGGCACGAAAUCGGUAGUUCGGUCGAUCGACAGAACGUCAUUGUCGCGGAUAGUGAAGAAGAUCGACGCGCGAUCAGAUAGCCGUGAUAUCUCUUCGAAAUCUCUUGAAGAUCUAGGCCAAGGAUGCGCUUCGCCGGUUUCGCAAUAACACGUCGAUCGAACGUCGCGCGUAUCAUAGUCAAUUGUCACCGAUAUUCUUUCAAUGUUAAAGAUAAUCGGCUUGAUAUGCGCCGGUAUUCGUUCUCGAAGUUUAGAAGAGGACCCGUUGUCGAAUUUCUUUCGGAAAAUUGAGGAGGUCCUGCCAAACGGAGGCGCGGUUUUCACCUCUUCGAGAAACCUACGAAAUGACGAAACUUAACAUACGAAAAUAUCAUGACGUCAAUGGCCUCUUGUAACGAUGAGCCAUAUUACGGCAUGCAAUUGUGUCAUCGACUUGUGAUCGUUCUGGUGAUCAGUGAAAAGUUCACGCGGAAUCAGAAUGAGCGGAAAAUGAAAAGAGUGCCACUCCAAGUUACAUAAUCGGCGUCCAGGAUGUGGAAGUACAGGCGCGCCUGGGUCAUCGUCGUCGGGCCGAGUCAUCGCGAGACGUCCUCUCCAGCUGAAUAAAUCGCGCGCGUCGCGCCCGCGCGCCGCGUGACCUAAAUAGCGUGACGCGCGCGCGUGCGCGCUCCUGAGGGUGUGUUUUCAUCCCCGCUUCGUUUCCCCCGUGGCGCGCGGAGAACCCCUCUUUCUCUGUCACGCUCUUCUCCCUUUCUCGCCGUCUCGCUGUCGUCAUCGUCGCCGUGGUUGCCGCCUUGCAGUGCGAAAACACGACAGCUGGCGUCGUGACACCUGCUGCAGCGCGAGAGAUCGAUAUCCGCUCUCGUCCUUGCAAAGGUUCUCAAGGGAAAAAACCGCGCGCGAAAGGGUGACAGCGGACGCGAUCAUGUCCCCGUCGGAGCGGCGCCUCCUGUGACCUCCUCUCGACAGAUCCAUCCUGUCGCGGACCGUCGUGGGUGAUGUAGCGCGCCGCAGAGAGAAACAUCCUUCAGGGAUCCAACAGGUGGCCGCCACGGAUAUUUUAAAGUAAUCGAGGGAUCAGUACCUAUAUACCUGUAUGUGGGCCUUUUGUUCGUAAAGAGGAAAUGAAGGAAAGCGUUAUGGCUGCGUGAGAUCAUUUUUGGCUGGCAACAGUUCGGAUCGUGCUUACGGAAGUAAUCUGAGAUUUGCUAUCAAAGAAAGCUUCAUGAGCUGCUGCCCUUUCAUGACGCGGCUUGGGGAGAGGAUGGUCAGCAUGAGCUCCAUGCUCGUAGAGACAGUCAGUAUAAAUUAUGAAGAUUUUAAUGAAAGUUUUUUAACGUGUGGCACUUGUCUCUGCGUUUACGAUGGCAGCGAGCAUACACCUAAAUUACUACCAUGCUCACACACGGUAUGUUUACAUUGUUUAACAAGAAUUGCCGCGUCUCAAACACGAGAGACAGGAGCGUUUAGAUGUCCCAUUUGUAGAGAAUUAAUAACUAUUCCUCGUGGAGGGGUACCCGCACUGCCUCCGAGUUUUCUCGUAAACCAACUGCUUGACCUUAUGUCUCGGCAAAGACGAGAGGUCAUCCCAAAGUGUUCAGUUCAUAUAAAUCAGGAAUUAUUAUUUUGUGAAACAUGUGAUACAGUGUUCUGUACAGUGUGUACUGGUGGGACACAUGCGGGAACGUCACCUGGAUGCACAGAACACACAAUUAUCCCCUUUAGUAUUGCGAUAAAAAGAAUGUCCGAAAUAUUGCUUUAUAAAGCCAACGAGUGUAUAUCCAAGUUAACACAGGCACAGGAUUCUGUGAGCACGGAACUGCAACGUUUGGAAGCCUCUACGGAAAAAUGUUUGAGCGCGGUAGACACGGAAUUCGCCGUGAUUAUCGCAAAGAUAGAGAAACGUCGAACGGAAUUGCAAGCUGCCGUAACCGCUGCCGCUCGUGACAAGAAACACGUACUUGAGGAACAACAUUCUCUUAUUGAGGCGGAGAAAACCAAAGUCGAGAGAGAAUGCGAAGGAUUACAAUAUCAGGUCGAGGUUCGGAAUAUUACUCAACGUAUUAACAGCCUGUCAGAUCAGCUCGAUGCGGCGACCGCUCUCAGCGAACCCAAGGAGAAUGCCUUUAUCACAUUCGAGUUUAAUCAUAACGACGCUCUCUCCCAAUUAGAGCAAGCACUGGGUAAUUUGGGACGAGUACGUUCUAGUACAACAUUACCAGGCUUGUGCCGUGCCAGAUUGAAAGACCUAGCAAUAGUAAAGCUGCAAACAAUCGUCAUAGUCGAAACGGUAGAUUAUCACGGUCACCCUCGGAAUAUCGGCGGUGAUCUUGUCAGCGCCGAAUUGACGCUCGCAGAUAACAUACACGCGGAAAAUCAGAACGCUCCCAUCGAGACGGAGGUGAAAGAUCUGGAGAAUGGAACUUACGAAAUUUACUUCCGGCCACCGACUGCAAGUCGAUACGUCCUGAAGGUGUCGGUGUUCGAUCGUCCUAUAAAAGAUUAUCCGCUAUUUUUCGACGCGACCGAGCACAAUGAACCUCUUAAAAUAUAUGGAAGACGCGGUAAUGGGAAAGACGAGUUUCACCAGCCGGUUUCGGUCGCGGUGGACGACGAAGGGAUGAUCUAUAUUUUGGAUACUGGAAAUUCUCGUAUUAAGGUGCUCAGUUGUGAUUUGGAGUUUCAGAGGCACAUAAACAAUGAAGGCUUAGAGGGUCGCAGUUGCACGGGAAUAGAUAUUUCUCAACAAGGUCUCGUAAUUGUAAAUUGGCGGACGCGAAAGAUUACGGAAAUGACUUCGUUGGGUGACACAAUCAGGUCUUUCACGCACAACGCGUUUCAAGAACCCAUAGACAUUGCGGUGGACAAGAGCUACGGGCACAUACUUGUCGCUGACAACGGUCAAAGCUGUGUAUUCGUAUUCGACUCAGACGGCAAGAUACUGUUCCAGGUUGGUAAAAGAAGCACGUUCAAGCUAAUCAGUUCUGUGACUGUCGGUCCGGCCGGUGAGAUUUUAGUUGCCGACAGCAGAAUUCAGGUGUUUUCCGCGAAGGGAGAUUUCUCCGAGGAAAUAUAUCCUGAAGGCAAAGGAAAAGGUGUCUACGGAGGAAUAGCCGUAGAUGCGGACGGCAAAGUAAUCGGUACCCGUACGGACAAGGGGCGUAGCAUAAUACACGUACUGCAGUUAGGCGGAGGUAAUGUCUUAACCGAAAUCGACUCGCACAGCUCGAAAUUGCGACGUCCCUCGGGCAUAGCCGUGCUGCCAGAUAAUCACCUAGUGGUGGUAGACUUGGGCAAUGAUUGUAUAAAAAAAUACAGGUACUGGUAGAACGUCGUUGUUUGUUUAAGCAUGAAAAUUCAAAUCGCGAGGGGGAAAGAAAACGCCCAUUGCGAAGGUACCAAAAGUCAGUCUAAUUUAGAAUUUAUUUAUUCAGGUUUUUGUGGAACUUGUAACAUCACAUAUUACGAAUGUAAUGCCUAUGUUUUUAUAAAUUUUUAUAUAUAGUUUAUAAAUUAGUAUAAGACAUGAAGAUGAAAUAGUAAUGUCAAAGAUAAACUUGACAUUACUAUUUUAUUUUAACUUCGGUUUGCAAUAUACAUCACCGUAUUACAAUUUAUAUUUUGUCCCUUUACCUGUAAAAUUUAUUUAAUUUCUUUUGUGUUCAAUGUUGCUUUCCCCCGUUUUCUGCAUAUCUGUGAAACUACAAAGUUCUCACCAUUCAUAAAACAAAGUCACUUGAAAUGCUCAGUACUUAUCGUAUGUAUAUUUUUUUGUAUUUGAUAAUUUUUUUAAGUCAUCGCGAUUAAUAUUUAAUCGUCUGAAUGCAUAAAACAAUUCUGUUGUUGAUCUAGAUACAUCGGUGAAUGAUAAUUCUUUCCUUUUUAUCCAUGUGCUUGAAAGUUAUUUAUCUUAUUCCAAAACUACAACGAAUCUGGAUGCCACAGAAUGUUCAAUUGAAAAAUUAUCACUGUCUUUUUAUUAAUGAAUCUAUAAGAAACUGUAUUUUUCUUGUUAACAAGUUUUUUUUCAAAAUUUUUUAAAUAUCUGGAUUUAUCCAAAUGUUUCUGAUUUGUUGUACAAGCACAAACUUGUCUAAGAUAAAAUUGAAUUGAAGUUACAAAAAUGUUUAUUCUAUGAAAAAUAAAACAAUAAUUAAUAAAAAUAAAAUUAAAGAAGUAAAUCUCUAUCAUUUUAGAUAAAAAAAACCAACAAUUCGAAUGUAAUAGGCUAAUGAAUCAGCGCGGUAAUUAUUGCGCAAACAAAAAAAACCGUUUUCAAUUAAUAUUCACAAUCAACCGAUUUAAUGCUUAAAGAGAUUUCUCAACUGCUGUAGUAUAUUCUCACAAGAUUAGAUUUUUUCUUAAGCUAACGUAUUAUAAAUUUGUUAAUUAUAAAAAAGGUUGCAUUGUGGCAUUAGACUAUCAAUAUAAUCUGAACAACUUCUAGUCUUGAUUUCUUUCAACAAGGAGAGUAUUAUUAUUCGCGGGUGUAUAAUAUUAUAGAAGUAUUAUAUAUACAUACACUGCCGUUUCAUAUUAUUUCACAUCCCUGUCAUGACAGAAUAUAGAGCUUUGCAUUACGUAAAAUCAAUCAAUAUGAUUGCUUGAAUAUCAUAUUAUUGAGAUAAAAAAAAUUCAUUGAACUAUGAGCAUUUUCAUUAAAGUCAUGAAAACAUUUUUCUUAAACUUGAUAUUUUUUAAUUGCUUCACAUUUUAUAUUUUAAUGUAUAUGUCACAUUUCUUACUAUAUUUAUUAAUCGAUGCUCUUUGUAAUAUGGAAAGCCUAUUUUUUAUUUUUUUUUAUUUUCUCUUUGUUAUUUUACUUUCAAACAUUGUAGCAUUUAUUGCCCGCAAACGUUUCUUGUGUUCCUAAUAAACAAGAAAUUCGGGUUACCCACUUUGGCACUUCGUGAUUUUUUUAAUUAACUUAAAAUUAAAAAACGUAAAUUAUGAUUAGUGUAAGAUAGCUAUGCAAAUAGUUAGAAAUAUGAUAAGAAUUGUACAUAUAUUUUUUCAGUAUUAUCAUACAUUUUGAUAGAAUUGGCUACAUGAUUUGUUUAUAUGUCUAGAAAUAUUUUCUAAAUUUCGUGAAAGACAUGAUAUUGAUUCUCUCGACAAUGACGCGCUUUUUUGGAGGCCUAUAGUGUCAUUCGUCAUAACUGAAUUUGUUAUUGAAAAGACAAUCCCUUUUUAUAAAUUUCACCGUGCGAACAACUUCAUUCUUGAGACAUUGUUGAGACACAACAUUGUUUAAGUUGCUUUAAAAUGUAAUUUAAAUUACGAAGGACCGGCGUGAAAAUUUAAGCAGCAGGAUUUAUUGCGCGAUUACUUUUUACGUACAUCCGGAAAUAUUUAACGCCCGUCUGAAGACUUUACAAUAAUGAGGUGUUAGCUAAAUAUCAUCAUGAUGCAUAUCUACUUAUUCUUCGAUACUUACUUUCUUGACACUGAGAGUGAUAAACUUACAUACGUACGGCUUACAGUCUCUAUUUCUUUAAAGCAGGAGAAUAUUUUUUCACGUAACAUACUUAUAUCUACAUAGAAUGCAAUUCUUAAAAUAGUUAGCCUUAACAUUUUUAUGCCAUUUUAUCUUUUACGUGAUUUAUAGACGAGUUGCAUUUUUUUCUUUUUUUUUUUUUUUUUAGAAUCGUUUGCCAUGUUAACAUCGACAAAUCCUAAUCAAAUCCCUGCAUCGUGAAAAUCUUUCUCAAGUGGUGUCUACGAAGAGACUAGGGCUUAAGAUUUAAGAAAAUUGAUCAAUUACAGUCAAUUAUUCUUCUCACAAUUCGACUGCGAUUGGAUAAUUUCUUAAAUCUUAAGCCUUAAAAUUUCAUUGUAGACACCACUUUAGAACGUGCAUAGCUAUGUUGAAUACAAUAUGUAAUUUAAAUUCCAUGAAAAUGAAUAAUAAUGAGUUUUGCGAUUUGUAUUUUUGCAGCGAGUGCAAAAAUCUUUCAGUAGCUUCCUAUUUUUCCGGACUGUAUCGUAGAGAUACGACAUUCCUUGCGAACUGCUUUGCAGAGUGAUCUAUCGUAGGCUACAUUUAAUAUAAACUGUCGCAUAUUGCUUGUAUGUAUGUACGAAUACGAGUCACUAUAAAACGCAUUAUCACGUUAGUCCUUAGCGAAAAGCAUAACAGUGCCUUUAUUGAGAAGAUGCCACCGUACGGUUUAUAUCUUAUGACGAUUGAUAUAUGUAUUGAUAUAUGUAUAUCUUUUGUUCAAAUCGAUCCGUGUGCGCUUAACACUUUGAUCGUUACAAAUCGUAUUUACAUUUUCUUGGGAAUCAUGAACAUUUGGAUAAAAAUGAGUGGAGAUGCAUCAGAGUGCUGAUAUAAAAAUUCUUGAAAAUUUCUGACGAAAACUCAUUGAUCGUUUCACGAUCACAUCCUAACGGAUAUUUGCUAAUCACACAUCGUUUUCUGUACUUUCAUUGAAUUCGACUAUUAUCUAGUGCCAUUAUAAGAGAGAAAAAGAAGGUGAAUUGUGUGAUUUAGGCCAAUAAACGAGCAAAAAAUUUUUUGUAUAAGUUAAUAUAUUUCAAAUUUAACAAAAAUAUCGCGAAUGUUUGUUAAAUUUGAAAUAUAUUAACUUGUAUCAACAACCAAAAAAAUUUUUUGCUCGUUUAUUGGCCUAAAUCAAUUCACCUAUCUUAAAAAUAGCGAGAAAAAGAAGGAUAAAAAAACAUUUUCUAUCAUUAUCUAUAUGAAUUAUAUAUAUGAAUGAUGAAUACUGAUGAGAACUAAAUGAAAGAAAUCAAGAUAUUCCUAAGUCACAAAAAAUUCUGUGAUUCCUAGCGAAAAAUGUGUUCACGUAUGUACGUGCGACGUAACGUGUCGAAGUGUUAAAAUGGAAAUGGAAUUGUGCAGAUCGAGAAUCAAAUCAGAACUUUCGUCGCAGUGAUCUGUAUCGAUUACGCAACUAUGUAUAGACCUGUACUCCGAACUUUCUGGUCUUAUUUGUUGUUCGACAUGUAUCUAGAGUCAUCGAGAACGCAUUGAUUGUAACGUGAAGGUGUGUCAUUUUUUUUUUGUUCAAAGUCUGAUCCUAAAAGCUAAGCCUGAUUUUUAUAUAUGUAUAUUGUAUACGUCAACGUCCUAUUGUUGCCUAAGUGUCUACCAUAAGUAGCAUACCAAUCGACGCGAUAUUCUUUUUUCCCCCCUUUUUUUUCUUUACAAUACGAAUCGUUCAGCCCAUUCGAAACACCAUAUGCAAACUCAGACUGAUAUAUAUUUCUUGUUUGUAUUUUUUGAUAUUGUUUAAUCUAGUCAUACGUCAGCUAUAACUGUAACACUUAUAUAUCAUGACUCCAUCAUGCUGUAACAUAAAAUACAUUGUAAAUAAAUAUGUAAGCUUGAUUCA